AUGGCUUUUGGCUGCAACUCUUUCCAUGAAGACCCACUUCUGGCCAGACUUCUCCGGACAGUAGAUGGGUGUACCUGGGUCCCACUGGUUUCUGCCAGUUCUGAGCCGAUGGCACUGCUGGACAUCUUCCGAUUUCGAAGGAUUGGAGACGACGCAGGUUACGACCUGGAUUUGUUCUGCAUCCCCAAACAUUACGCGGAUGAUUUGGACAAAGUCUUCAUUCCUCACGGGCUCAUCAUGGACAGGUUGGUCCGACUUGCCGCCCCGGAAAUUAUGAAAGCCAUGGGGGGACACCACAUUGUGGCUCUCUGCGUCCUGAAAGGAGGCUACAAAUUUUUUGCCGAUUUGCUGGAUUAUAUUAAAGCCCUGAAUCGGAACAGCGACAAGUCCAUUCCGAUGACCGUGGACUUCAUCCGCCUGAAGAGCUACUGCAAUAAUCAGUCAACCGGGGAUAUCAAAGUAAUUGGCGGGGAUGACUUAUCAACCUUGACUGGGAAGAAUGUCUUGAUUGUAGAAGAUAUCAUCGACACUGGGAAGACCAUGCAGACUCUCCUGUCCUUGCUCCAGCAGUACAAUCCAAAGAUGGUCAAGAUUGACAGCCUGUUGGUGAAAAGGACACCCCGAAGCGUCGGAUACCGGCCUGAUUUUGUUGGUUUUGAAGUGCCGGACAAGUUUGUGGUUGGAUACGCUCUAGAUUAUAACGAAUACUUCAGAGAUUUGAAUCACAUCUGCGUGAUCAGCGAGACGGGGAAAGAGAAAUACAAGGCGUGACCCCGGCUGGUUUCACCCAACAGCAGCGAGACCGUGAAGCUGACCUCCAGCCCCUCCCCGCCUUUCGGUCCAAACACCAGCUUUGGAUUGUGGAGUGAUUCCCACUCUUUCUCUUUCUCUCUCUCUCUCUCCCCCCUUCCCUCAUCAUAAUUGCUUGCUAUAACUUAUUACAUAUACAGCAUGGGAAACUCAUCUUGUUCAUUUGCAUUUGGGAAGUCAAAAGGAAGUUUCCGCUUCCCCCUUUUUUUAAAAUUUGCACUAUGCAUCUCCUCCUCCUCCUCCUCCUCGCCCCUCCCUUCAGAAAAACAAAUCCCCCUCCCCCACUCUUUCUCUCCCACCCGCUCGCCCCUUUUAAAAAAAAAACCUCAUUGGUUCAUGAAAUAGUUAUAAGUACUGUAAAUGUAUAAGGCAUUUUAAGAUGGGAAAUCUAUAUUAGUAAUAUUUUUUAAAAAAACAAGUAAUUUAAGUUUUAUAUUGUAAUGAAAUGUAAUUGAGAUUUUUGGGGAAAGGGGGAGGGGGGAGUGAUAACCGGGUCGCUGCUCCAGGGGGGGUGGGUGGAGGGAAAGAGGCACACGGAGCACCUUUGGAUAGUUUUGGAAAGGAGCAUUGAUGCUCUUCUGCUCCGCUGCUGCUCGGAGUCGCUCUAGUUGCCCCUUGCAGAGUUAAAAGAAAAUAAGUCUAUUUGGGUCUGGGGUGGGGGUGGGGGAAUGCGACGCGACGACGUCAACAAAAGUUCAGGAUUUGAGGGCACCGUUGCCCGCUGGCGUCCUUUGGCGAAAGGCCGAUCAAAGGAAAAGCUGCUUCCACCCCAGCCGGCAACGCACAAGUUCCCCCACACAAGCUUGUGUCAUUCUCCCUCCAUCCUCUUUGAGUUGCGUUGCCUUUCGCAUCCCACCCCCCAUCGUCUUUGUAUUGCGUGUCAGUGG
Messenger RNA from Thamnophis elegans (Western terrestrial garter snake), 1697 nucleotides. Its product is annotated as hypoxanthine-guanine phosphoribosyltransferase-like. Gene Ontology annotation, molecular function: magnesium ion binding; hypoxanthine phosphoribosyltransferase activity. Gene Ontology annotation, biological process: purine ribonucleoside salvage; IMP salvage; guanine salvage. The record is from RefSeq and is a predicted model, not a curated record. NCBI's taxonomy places the organism in Eukaryota, Metazoa, Chordata, Lepidosauria, Squamata, Natricidae.